AUGUCGAAUCCAACCUCGACAUCAUCCGCAGCCACGUCCUUUCUCGGCAUAGAUGCAUUAUUUAAUAAUCCUCUCUUUGCCGGCGGCAUUGGCCUCGCCGGUUUGGGAGCCGCCGCGGCUCUCGCGCGACGCUCCGCCAUCCAGGGCGCCGGCCUCCUAAAGCGACGGCUUAUCGUCAACCUUGAGAUCAGCAAGCAGGACGACUCAUAUCAAUGGAUUUUGGCGUGGCUAUCUCUUCCACGGCCACCGGGCGGGUUUAUCGCCUCAAAGCUAACUCGAAUACACCACCUCUCCAUGAAAACUACCUCCCGAUCAGCCCAAAAUCGCCCCGCGCAUGCUCAUUUUUUCCUCCAGCCGGGCUAUGGCAGACAUAUUAUACGGCAUAAGAAUGCUUACAUCUCAGUUAAUCGUGAGAAGCAAGCUUCUGCAAAUCUCAACACUGGGGAACCGUUUGAGACGGUUACACUGACUACACUAUACGCACAUCGUCACAUAUUCGAGGACAUAUUCGCAGAAGCCCAUCAAUUAGCGGUAUCAGCCCAGGAAGGCAAGACGAUCAUGUAUACAUCGCGGGGCAUGGAAUGGGCACAAUUUGGAGAGGCUCGAAGAAAGCGUCCAUUACAUUCAGUGAUAUUAGAUCGUGGGAUCAAGGAACGGAUUUUGGAUGAUGUGAAAGACUUCAUGAGCAGACAACAGUGGUAUGUCGAUCGGGGUAUUCCGUACCGGAGAGGGUAUCUGCUCUAUGGCCCCCCUGGGAGUGGUAAAAGCUCUUUUAUCCAGGCCUUGGCGGGUGAGUUGGAUUUUGGGGUAGCCAUCAUCAAUUUGAGUGAGAGAGGGAUCACGGACGAUAAGUUGGCACAUCUCAUGACCAGAUUGCCACCUAGGUCGAUCCUCUUGCUGGAGGAUGCCGAUGCGGCCUUUAUGAACCGGAAGCAGGUGGAAGCGGAUGGGUACAGCGGUGCAACAGUCACUUUCUCGGGGCUAUUAAAUGCCCUUGAUGGAGUGGCGGCUGGAGAAGAGAGGAUAGCAUUCUUGACGACAAACCACAUUGACCGAUUGGAUGAAGCUCUAAUACGGCCAGGCAGAGUCGACAUGACUGUCAGGAUUGGUGAGGCUACGAGAUACCAGGCUGCAGAAAUGUGGGACCGGUUCUAUGGGGAUAUUGAUAAAGAUGGAAAUGGACGACAACGUUUCUUGAAAAGACUGGAGGAGCUUGGUCUCGUUGCUAGCAUCGACGGAGAUACCAAAAAGAAGAACCUACACACGAGUACCGCCGCAAUCCAAGGAUUGUUUUUGUUCAACAAGGAUGAUAUGGACGGAGCCAUUGAGAUGGCUGAAGGUUUAAUUCCGAGGAUAUAUGAACCGGAGGCUCAAAAGGGCAUAACGGUGCCGGCAUGA
This is a messenger RNA of Venustampulla echinocandica, 1398 nucleotides long. RefSeq lists its product as uncharacterized. The transcript has a single exon. NCBI's taxonomy places the organism in Eukaryota, Fungi, Ascomycota, Leotiomycetes, Helotiales, Pleuroascaceae. Bases 1 to 1398 code for a protein of 465 amino acids. Gene Ontology annotation, molecular function: ATP hydrolysis activity; ATP binding. The record is from RefSeq and is a predicted model, not a curated record. Gene Ontology annotation, cellular component: mitochondrial inner membrane. Gene Ontology annotation, biological process: protein insertion into mitochondrial inner membrane from matrix; mitochondrial respiratory chain complex III assembly.